AUGAAAUAUAUUUUAGUAACUGGUGGUGUUAUAAGUGGUAUUGGUAAAGGUAUUAUUGCAUCAAGUAUUGGUACAAUACUUCGUUCAUAUGGAUUUCGUGUAACAUCAAUUAAAAUUGAUCCAUAUAUUAAUAUUGAUGCAGGUACAUUUUCACCAUAUGAACAUGGAGAAGUAUUUGUACUUGAUGAUGGUGGUGAAGUUGAUUUGGAUUUGGGUAAUUAUGAACGAUUUCUUGAUAUUACAUUACAUCGUGAUAAUAAUAUAACAACUGGUAAAAUUUAUCAAUAUGUUAUUGAUAAAGAACGUCGUGGAGAUUAUCUUGGAAAAACUGUACAAGUUGUACCACAUAUAACAGAUGCUAUUCAAGAAUGGGUUGAACGUGUUGCACGUAUAUCUGUUGAUAAUGAUAAAACUGAACCGGAUAUUUGUAUUAUUGAACUUGGUGGUACUAUAGGUGAUAUUGAAAGUAUGUCAUUUGUAGAAGCUUUUCGACAAUUUCAAUUUCGUGUCAAACGAGAUAAUUUUUGUGUUGUUCAUGUCAGUCUUGUUCCACAACCAAAUGCAACACAAGAACAUAAAACAAAACCAACACAACAUAGUGUAAAAGAACUUCGUGGUUAUGGUUUAUCACCUGAUCUUAUUAUUUGUCGAUCAGCAACACCAAUGACAAUAUCAUCAAAAGAAAAAGUUGCUAUGUUUUGUCAAGUAGAAAAAGAACAUGUCAUUUGUAUACCCGAUGUAAAAACACUUUAUCGUGUUCCUAUAUUACUUGAAGAAAAUGGUAUGUUCAAUUUUUUAUCCAUACGUCUUAAUUUAACACUUAAAUUUAAUUAUGAUCAAUCAUUAAUGAUUAAAUGGCGAGAUUUAAUUGAAAGAAGUGAACGACAAUUGGACGAAGUAGUUAUUGCCCUUGUUGGAAAAUAUACAGCUUUAGAAGAUGCUUAUGCAUCUGUACUAAAAGCACUUAAACAUGCUGCACUUUUUUGUAAUCGAAAAUUAAAUAUACGAUUUGUUCAUGCAUCAGAUUUAGAAGCAAAUACAAAAAAAGAAGAUCCAAUGAAAUAUCAUGAAGCAUGGCAACAACUUUGUAGUGCAGAUGGUGUCCUUGUACCAGGUGGGUUUGGUUCUCGUGGUGUUGAAGGUAAAAUAGCUGCUAUUGAAUGGGCACGAACAAAAUCUAAACCAUUUCUUGGUAUUUGUCUUGGUUUACAAUGUGCUGUUAUUGAAUUUGCAAGACAUGUUUUACAAUAUAAACGUGCUAAUUCAGCAGAAUUCGAUAAAGUUGAACAUCAAGUCGUUAUUGAAAUGCCUGAACAUAAUCCAGGAACUAUGGGAGGUACAAUGAGAUUAGGACGUCGAACAACUUAUUUUGUAACAGAUGAUAGUGUUCUUAAAAAACUCUAUGGAAAUGUUGAUUCAAUUGAUGAACGUCAUCGUCAUCGAUAUGAAGUUAAUCCACAAUAUAUUGAACAAUAUGAACAAGCUGGAAUGAAAUUUGUUGGACGAAGUGAUGAUAAUCAACGAAUGGAAAUCGUUGAACUUGAUAAUCAUCCAUAUUUUGUUGCUGUUCAAUAUCAUCCUGAAUAUAUAUCACGUCCAUUAAAACCUUCAGCUCCAUAUUUAGGACUUAUUUGGGCUGCUUGUGGUGAAUUAAAAAAUGUCUUAACACAUUUUACUAAACAACAAAUAACACCUGAUAUUGUAACAAAAUCUCCUGGACCAUUUUCUCAUGUCAGUUUAUUUCGUCAUGCAUAA
Messenger RNA from Rotaria sp. Silwood1, 1755 nucleotides. Lineage: Eukaryota; Metazoa; Rotifera; Eurotatoria; Philodinida; Philodinidae. The record is from the annotation of a GenBank genome assembly.